Pteropus alecto (black flying fox) is the source of this 8270-nucleotide messenger RNA. RefSeq names its product centrosomal protein 192 (gene CEP192). Bases 351 to 7964 code for a protein of 2537 amino acids. Gene Ontology annotation, molecular function: protein kinase binding. NCBI's taxonomy places the organism in Eukaryota, Metazoa, Chordata, Mammalia, Chiroptera, Pteropodidae. The transcript has 46 exons. Gene Ontology annotation, cellular component: cytoplasm; centriole; pericentriolar material. Gene Ontology annotation, biological process: centrosome duplication; protein localization to centrosome; centriole replication. The record is from RefSeq and is a predicted model, not a curated record.
UCAGACCUUUGGUUGUGUGCUUGUGUGCGCGACUCCUGAGGCUGGGGUCCCGGGCUCGGUGAGGAGGGUCGCUCCGUGUCUUGGUGUGCGGUUCGGUGGGAGCCAGACGAAUCCACUUGGCCGGCGUUUCUGCUGCCGCGCCGGCGGGGCAGUGCCGGUUGGACAGGGGCCGGGCUGGUGGUUAGCGAAACGCGAGCCGGAGUCGCGCCAUAGCUCCGGGUCCAGCCGUUCGCACCGGUCCGGCCGCCACGGCGAAUCCCGCUUAGUUAGAAUAAGCACCCAACUGGUAAACUUUUAACUACAUCCUAAAGUCAUCAGUGUUGUGUCUUCCUUGCUUCUUGACUGGUGAGAUGGAAGAUCUUCGAGGUAUAGCUGAAGAGUCAUUUCCGAACUUUUUAACCAAUUCAUUACUUGGUAAUAGUGGGAUUUUGGAAAAUGACACGCUUUCUUCAAAUCUUGGCUUGCCUGUUGCUGUUUCAACACUUGCUAGAAAUGGAUACAGCACUGAUAACAGGUAUUCUGAUAUUCAGGCAUCUUAUUUAGUAGAAGAGAAGUUUUCAGUUCCAUCUGAGUCAUCUCUCAGUAGCCAGAGUGAAGCUGAACCAAGAAAAAAGUUACAGCUUAGCUUCCAGGGUGAUGAUUCUGUCUCUAGGAAAAAGAUCCAUAUAGAAAGCCAACAUUUGUCAGAUGCUGUCCUCAGAGAAUCAGCUUUUCCUAGCAAUCUAGCAAAAACAGAAGAGGAGGAGGCUACAACUGUAGAAUCCUUUCAGAGCCAAGAUCCUUGUGUUAGGAUUUUACCACUGGAACAAGUGCAAGACUCACCUAUUGAUUUUUAUUUACAAUCAUGGAUGAAUAAUGAGAAUAAGAUUUUUGUUCCUGAUGCUGGAAAACAUUUUGAAGACAAGAAUUUAAACAAUGACUUAAGCCAUACUAGUUUACUAGAAAAUGAGAAACUUAUGUCACUGACAAGCUUGGAAGAUUCUUCUGAUGAUGAUAUUGAUGAUGAAGAGUUUUAUGAUGAUCAUUUGGAGGCUUAUUUUGAGCAACUGGCAAUUCCAGGAAUGAUAUAUGAAGACCUAGAAGGACAGGAACCUCCAGAAAAAGAUUUUAAGUUACCUACAAGUGAUACUGGUCAGGCAAAUGAAAACUAUAGUUUAAACUAUAAAUCUCAGUCAGAAAAUAUCAACUGUCUGAUUUCCCAUGGCUCACACUCUUCGGGAAAUUCUGAAACAACCCACAGAGAGUCUGAGGAAGACCAUGUUGUUUGUCUACCUGGGACCAGUAAUUCUGAUAGUAGAAGGUAUAUAGAUGGUGCAUUACCAUUUUUCUCUAGUACCUGGAAAAUUGAAAAAGAGAAAGAAAGGGCAGAAAUUUCAAAGGGUACUGUUCUACAUUGCGGAAGCGAAUGCACAAGAGAAGAUGUUCUGGUGAAGACUAUCACAGCUACUCAUGCAAAAUUUAAUCCUGAUUAUUUUCAUGACAAAAAUGCCAGUAAAAGUGAUUUUGACUUGACAGACCCUUUAAAGCUGGAGGCAGGGUCUCCUCAUCAAAAUAAGCUUUUAGCAUCAGAUUCAGAAAUAGUUUUGCCCAAGAAUAGAUGUUUAGAUAUUGAGACUCCUAAAGUAUCCAAUCAAAAAAAUACGAACAUAGCAUCUUUGAAAUCCAUUAGUGACAAUGAAAUUAAUUCCACUGAUACUCUUCGGUCACCAACUAGUGAAAGGCGAACAUGUGAACGUUAUGAGUACAUUGAAAAGAGUAAAGACCAAACUGAUCUACCACAGAGUGUGGUCUAUCAAAAUGAAGAAGGUAGGUGGGUCACUGACCUUGCCUAUUAUACAUCUUUUAAUGAAGAACAAGAUUUAAAUAUGUCUCUAACUGAUGAGAUGAAUGAAGAUUUCAGAUCUGGUUCUGAGGCAUUGGAUUUGAUUGCACAAGAUGAAGAAGAAUUUAACAAAGAGCACCAAUUUAUGCAGGAAGAAAAUAUAGAUGCACAGAACACUUCACUUGCACUAGGGGAUACAUCUUGGGGAACUUCAAUUAAUUACAAUUUGUUGAGGAAGUCACUUAGCACAUCAGAUCUGGACAAAGAUGAUGCCAGUUAUUUACGUCUAUCUUUAGGAGAGUUCUUUGCUCAAAGAUCUGAAGCUCUUGGUUGCCUCGGUGGUGGUUACAAUGUGAAAAGAGUAAGUAUGCCAUCAUUUGGUUAUUUUAUUAGAUCACCAGAGAAGAGAGAACCUGUUGCUUUAAUAAGAAAAUCUGAUUUAUCAAGAAGUAAUUUGGAAAAAGAAAUGGCUCAUCUUAACCAUGAUCUAUUUUCAGGAGACUUAAAAGAACAAUCCAAGGCACAACUAAGUGAAGGAUCAAUUACACUUCAUGCUGAAGAACUGGAGAAUAUUUCACAAGUGGAUGAAAAUGAUGUGACAUUAACUGCCAGUAAAGACAAAACAGAGGACACUUUCUUCAUGAACAGCAAACCCCAAAGAUGCAAAGGCAAGCUACUUGAUGGUGGUGAUUCUGUACUUAGGAUAAGCACCAUUGCUUCAGCUAUUGAAAAUGCAUCAGUUAGUACUGAUCCUUCCCAAUUUGCUGCCAUGAUCAAGGCACUUUCAAAUAAUAUUCAGGAAGAUGAUAAACAAAAGGACUGUUCCAUUGUGUCUCAUUUCUUACCUAAUGAUUUAGAAAAAAGUAAUGGAUCUAGCACAUUUGAUAUGGAGAAAUAUCUUAAAAAAACCGAAGUUAGUAGAUGUGAAGGUGGACUGCAAAACUUUUCAAGAGCUGAUGGGUCUAUUUGGGAUUUGUAUUUGCCAAAAGAACGGACUACAGAAGACAUCCAUACAGUAGACUUAGGCGCUACUACUAGAUGUGUAAGGGAAUCAGAAGAAAAUACGGCAGCUAUUUGCUAUGGUGAAAAUGGAGAGAGUGAAAGCCAGGAAUCAUUAAGAUCAAUAAACACUUCAAAUUCAGUUCUUACAAAUAUAAGAGAGAAUGAGAGUGCAGUAGUUGAUAUGAAGACAUAUUCCAUUGACGACAAAUUUCCAGAUAUUGGUAACAGUGAAAAAGCUACCUCAAUGUCCAUUCCAACGUCUAAUAGUUAUUCAUUAGUAAGGACCCCCAGAAUAGCAUCCCUUUGGCUGUCAAAAGAGUGUGAAGAAAUGCAAAGUAAUAGAGAAAAUCAGAGGGAAAAUGAAUAUGUUAGUGAAACUAGCAGUGAAAAGCAUGUGACUUUUGGAAAACAUUCUUUAAUCUCACCUAAAAAUGUUGAUUUGAAAAAUCCUUCUCCUGAGCAUGGUGCAUGUGGUUCAGAAGAUGGCCAAGAUAGCUUCAGACCUUCCACUUCUCCACUGAGUCAUUCUUCUCCUAGUGAAAUUUCUGGAACAAGUUUAUCUGGGUGUGCUUUAGAGACUUUUGGCUCAGCAGCUCAUCAUCAGAAGUCCCCCAGUGAGAGUGGAUUGUCUCAAUUAAUGUGUCCACAAGCUGGUUUGAGCAGGCUGACUUACGUGUCUGAACAAGGGAGCACCUGUCCCACCACAGCCUUAGAUUAUGGCCCUGAGGACCACAAGAGCGAUAUCAUCAGUGAGUUGAGUACCACAAUUAUUCGAGCCAGUCCAAUUCCAUCAGAAGAACAGAGAGAAAAGGGUUCAUUUCAAAGUAGAGGAAAAGGAGCAUCAUCAUGUAUUAUCCAGAAAAGCUCAGAUACAGAAAAAGUGACUGAAACUACAUCUCUGAGUAACACACCUGAAGAUGUAAAACCUGAUCUUAGAUUGAGUAAAGAUCUUUCUUCCCAAAGUGGAGAUCUGUCAGAAACCACUGCGGUAAGUUUGACCUCAGACCCAGAUAAAUUGGAUGAGAUCAGCCUCGUUCAUCUGAGCAAGUCCCGUCUCAGGCACCCAGCUGUGUCAGCAAUACCAUGCCUCCCUAUGUCACACCAAGCAUCUGUAAAUGAAAGUGAGAGAGUAACUUCCAAAGAUACAUCAACUACAGACACUACAUUGAGUGGCCAGGCUCCUCAUCAGACAGCCUCUGAAGACCAGUGUGUUCCUGUUCCCAGCUCCGUGGCUUGCGGCUCUGUACCUGAGAUGCAGAGCGUGCCCACUGCAGUUCCUGCACUCUCAGCUCGACAUUCUUUUACCACAGCUUCCUUUGCCCAGCAAUAUCUGGGAACACUACCUGCAGCUGGAAAUGUUGCUUUGCCUCAGUGCUGUGCUGACAGCACCACAGUUUGUGGGUUCUCAGGAAGCUGUCCUUAUCCUGCUAUCAUAGGAGACAAUGUUCAGAGCUCUGUGGCCAUGGACAUUUGUCUAGGACAAAAUAUCAGCUCUGGACUGAUGGGUACCUCUUCUUUUUAUAACCCGUAUUUUAAUGUGUUACAUCAGAAUCUUCUAACUACAGCAAAACCUUUUCCUGUGCAGUCUCUUGGUGCAAAUUGUGGAAUUGAACCAGGGGAUUCAGGAAUGAUGUCAGGAUUUGGGAAUGUAAGAGUACCUGAGGAACUGAAGUUUCCUCAUGCUUGUUGUGUUGGCAUUGCCUCACAAACCCACCUUAGUGUACUUAAUCCAACUGCUCGCUGGCUGCAGGUCAGCAUCAGGGUGCUCAGUGUUAGCAUUAAUGGUGAAAAGGUGGAUCUUUCAGCAUAUCCUUGUUUAGUUUUCAAGAAUAAAGUCAUCAUAAGACCUCAUGCCACAGAAGAAAUAAAAGUUCUUUUCAUACCAUCCAAUCCUGGGCUUUUUAGAUGUAUAUUCAGUGUUGCUUCUUGGCCAUUUACAGCAGAUGCUGAGACCGUAGUCCAAGCAGAAGCCUUGGCAAGCAGAGUCAUUCUCACUGCUAUUGCCGAGACCCCUGUAAUUGAGGUAGAAACAGAAAAGGAAGAUGUUCUUGAUUUUGGUGACUUGACUUACGGAGGCUGGAAAGCUCUUCCUUUAAAAUUGAUAAACAAGACACAUGCCACCGUGCCAAUCAGACUUAUUAUUAAUGCUAAUGCCAUAGCCUGGCGCUGCUUCACUUUUUCCAAGGAACCAGUCCACGCUUCUAUGACAGCUGCUCCUUAUGCUGAUGUGAUUGCUCAGCUGGCAGCUCCUUCUGUGAUCAAUCACAUGAUGCCUGCCAGUUACCCUGGUCAGGAUCCAGAAUUUCUGAUAAUUUGGGUUCUUUUCCAUAGUCCAAAGAAACGGAUCACUUCUUCAGAGAUUCUAGACUCAGCAGAAGAAUUCUUGGCAAGAGUUGAUAUAGAAGUCGAUAGCCCAAACCCUACAUCAGUCAUUAAAAGUAUUAGUCUUCGAGCAAGAACAGGAAUAGCUAGGAUACAUGCUCCAAAAGAUUUACAGACUAUGCAUUUGUUUGCCAGUGUGGCUUCCUUAACAAAGCAGCAAUUACCUUUGAAAAAUGCUGGGAAUAUUGACGUUUACUUAGAUAUCAAGAUCCCCAAUCAAGGAAGUCACUUUUCAGUGGAUCCAGAGACUCUGUUCCUUAAACCUGGAGAAGAACAUGAAGUUAUCAUUUCAUUUACUCCAAAAGAUCUCAAAGCCUAUGAGGAAAGGAUCUUGAAAAUAUUUGUGCAGCCAUUUGGACCUCAAUAUGAAGUGAUGUUGAAAGGUGAAGUAGUUUCUUCAGCAAAUAAACCUCCACCAUCUGGAUCUUGUUGCUCAUAUAUUCCAUCAAUUUUAUCAAAUAAGCAGUUUCUGGCUUGGGGAGGUGUCCCUCUUGGUAGAACACAGCUUCAGAGACUAGCUUUAAGAAAUAAUUCUACGUCUACAGCCCAACACUUACGACUGCUUAUUAGAGGACAAGAUCAGGACUGCUUUCAGCUUCAGCACACUUUUGGUUCAGAAGAACGACUAACCAAUAACUGUGAGAUCAAAAUUCGUCCAAAGGAAGACAUUAACAUCUCUGUAUUAUUUGCACCUACUCGAUUAUCUUGUAUGUUGGCUAAACUAGAAAUUAAACAACUUGGAAUUCGAUCACAACCAGGCAUUAAGUUCACGAUACCCUUGUCUGGAUAUGGAGGAACAAGUAAUCUUAUUUUGGAAGAUGUUAAAAAAUUAUCUGACAGUUACAUGGUAACCUUGAAUGACUUAAUACCUGGCAAAGAAAGUAGAAUUGUUUUUUCUAUUCGUAACACUGGCUCUCGAGCAGCUUUUGUUAAAGCAGUAGGUUUUAAGGAUUCUCAGAAAAAAGUUUUCCUGGAUCCUCAAGUAUUCAGGAUUUUUCCAGAUAAAUUUGUGCUCAAGGAAAAUACACAAGAAAACGUUACUAUAAUAUAUAAUCCAUCAAGCAGAGAAAGCAGUUACAAAACUGCAACAGAACUGUCAACUGUAUACUUCUUUGGUGGAGAUGAAAUUUCAAGACAGCAGUAUCGAAGAGCUCUGUUGCAUAAACCAAGGAUUCUAGAACAGAUACUUCCAGAGAAUAGUGUGUUGCAGAAUAUUAAUUUUGCCGAAGCAUUUCAAGAUGAGCUACUAGUAACUGAAGUGUAUGAUCUUCCCCAACGGCCUAAUGAUGUUCAGCUCUUUUAUGGAAACAUGCGUAAAAUUAUACUUUCAAUAAUUGGAGAAUUCAGAGAUUGCAUUUCUAGCAGAGAAUUUCUUCAUUCUUCCAAAGAAUCUAAAAGUGAAUCGGACAGUCUUAGGAAACAUGGUGGCAAUGUUUCUUUGGAUGUUUUACCAGUUAAAGGUCCUCAGAGUUCUCCACCUCUUUCACAAGCUGUUUACUCACCUCAAGAUAAAUCAUCUUCUGAAGAAAUGUGGACUGUCCAACCUGAACACUUGAUUUUGGUAGCCCCUACUACUUGUGAUCUGGCAAAAACUGGACGUUUCCAGAUUUUAAAUAAUUCUGUUAGGUUACUGAAAUUUGAGCUGUACUGGCCAGCACAUUGUCUUACGGUAACACCGCAACAUGGAUUUAUCGAGCCAGAGAGUAAGCUACAAAUUCUUGUGAGUCCUAAUUCCACCUUAUCCACAAAACAUUCAAUAUUCCCAUGGAGUGGUUUGAUCUAUAUACACUGUGACAAUGGACAGAAGAAAAUUGUGAAAGUUCAAAUUAGAGAAGACUUGACCCAGGAAGAACUUCUCACUCCUUUGGCCUCCAGCUCAUUUGGAAUUUCUUCUCGAGUAACUGAGCCUUCAGCUAGUCAUCUGGUAAAACCAAUGACAAAACCACCCUCCACAAAAGUUGAGAUAAGAAACAAGACUGUUACUUUUCCUACAGUAGAACCUGGUGAAACUUCAGAAAAUUAUCUGGAACUUGAGAAUCAUGGUAACACAGAAGUGAAGUGGCGUCUGUCAUCUUUAGCACCACCUUAUGUCAAGGGAGUUGAUGAAAGUGGAGAUGUUUUUAGAGCUACCUAUGCAGCAUUCAGAUGUUCUCCUAUUUCUGGUAUACUGGAAAGCCAUGGAAUCCAAAAGGUCUCCAUUACAUUUUUGCCCAGAGAUAAAGGGGAUUAUGCCCAGUUUUGGGACGUUGAGUGUCACCCCUUUAAAGAACCUCACAUGAAACAUACCUUGAGAUUUCAACUCUCUGGACGAAGUAUCAAAGCAGAAAAUGAGCUUGAAAAUUCAUGCAUUUCUACAAAUACUCUUAUUAAAAUAGAUAAUUUAGUUAAGCCCCGAAGACAAGCUGCAUCAGAGGCUUCUCUCAUACAUGGCAGACAGCUUGACUUGACCCACCGUGGAGUUUAUGCCCCAGAAGAUGUAUAUCGGUUUCUGCCAACUAGAGUUGGUGAAUCGAGGACAUUAAAAGUCAACUUGCGAAAUAAUUCUUUUAUUACACACUCGCUGAAGUUUUUAAGCCCCCGAGAGCCUUUCUACGUGAAGCAUUCGAAAUAUUCUUUGAGAGCCCAGCAUUACAUCAACAUGCCUGUGCAGUUCAAACCAAAGUCGGUGGGCAAAUUUGAAGCUCUGCUUGUCAUUCAAAUGGACGAAUGCAAGAGUGUAGCUAUUCGACUAAUUGGUGAAGCUCUUGAAAAAAUUUAACUAGAAUACAUUCUGUGUAAAGUAAAGGGCAUGAGUUAUAUUUUGGUGACUUCACUUUUCUACACUACAAUUAUAUUUUUGUAUAUGUUUUGUAUGAUAAAUUAGAUAUAUAAACAGUAGAACUUUUUGUUUUGAGAAGCUAAGAUUGAAGACCUGACUUAAAUAUCAUGUAUUUAAACUAUAGUAUUGUACUUAACUUUUAAGGGAAGAAGAGAUUUCUAUUUUUGCAUUAAUUAUGAUAUUCUGAGUAAAUAUGGUAUAUAUUUUAAUGUGAUAUAUCCAGAAAUAAAGUUAAUUUUCAUUGAA